Molecule: messenger RNA, 660 nt
Organism: Neurospora hispaniola
Lineage: Eukaryota; Fungi; Ascomycota; Sordariomycetes; Sordariales; Sordariaceae
Exons: 5
Coding region: 1-660 (219 amino acids)
Source: RefSeq, a predicted model, not a curated record
AUGGUCUCGAACAGCCUCAUCAUUGCAAAUUUGGACGAGCUGGGAAUCGAACCCAGGACCUUUCGCAUACAGGACCUUUCGCAUGCUCAGAAACAUGCUAAGCGAACGCUCUACCAACUGAGCCACACGCCCUUGAUCUUGUUGUUGGAAGUCGGCGACGUGUGGAGGGCUUAUGAUGGCAAUUCUGGAACAUGCAGAAUGCCUAUGUGCAAUGGUCACGAAGAGGAACCUGGGAAGACAGACGAUGAAAAAACGGACCUACCUAAAAGACACCAGUGGGCAUGUCAGUUCCACGGCAUGUCACAACGGCAAGUGAGCCUGGGUAGAUCGACCAAGAGGCGGACAAGUGACAGAUGGACCCUUGAAGCUGCUCGGACAGGUGAACUCUUCAGGUACGGCGAUGCCGACACCGCCGGCACUGUCGACUUGACUACUCUCCUGGAGACGCCCUCAUUCUCUCGCCGCUGCGGUUCCAAUGAGAUCAAGUGCUUCACCCUCGCUAUGUGUGCCAGCUGGGCCAACAACUUGUCGCGUGCGUGGUACGUCCACCUUGGUCAUGGCGCGGCGGCGAGCCUCAAGAGACGCCGCGCAAGUGCUGAAUGGGUAUCUGAUUCUGCCGGGACCAAGUCAUAUAGGCCGUUCCUCUGCUUCCGCUCCUGA